UUAAACGUCAAUUUCCCCCACAAGUAACUAUACACCUCGAAAUUUUUGAAAAUUGCUGAGAUCGCGGAGAUCGAAAAUGACCCAUGAACCGCAAAAGCCCGCCAAGCCGGCAGCCAAGGAGCCUCCGGCAGUGAGCGUGGAGACCAGAACCACGGACAAGUGCCUGGCGGACUUUUGCAUGAAAGGCGGAAGUGGCCUGAUCGUGGGCAGCGUGUUCACCUUGUUCUUCACGCGACCACAAACCUAUCCCAUUUGGCUGGGACUGGGCAUCGGAAUGGGCGUGGCCUACGACUGCUGCCAGAGUCGCUGGAAUGAGCAGUAGUGUUCAACGAUCUGAGCUUCAAUAAAUGCCGGCUUCCUCUUAGAAAAUGCUCUAGAUCCGGAGUUGCUGCCACUAUGAUAUGUCGUUUUUGUAAUAUUUUCUAAUACUCUCG
Molecule: messenger RNA, 434 nt
Organism: Drosophila erecta
Lineage: Eukaryota; Metazoa; Arthropoda; Insecta; Diptera; Drosophilidae
Product: MICOS complex subunit Mic10
Exons: 1
Coding region: 77-322 (81 amino acids)
Cellular component (GO): mitochondrial inner membrane; mitochondrion; MICOS complex
Source: RefSeq, a predicted model, not a curated record